Messenger RNA from Ramularia collo-cygni, 1476 nucleotides. Its product is annotated as probable oligosaccharyltransferase alpha subunit. Gene Ontology annotation, cellular component: membrane; oligosaccharyltransferase complex. The record is from RefSeq and is a predicted model, not a curated record. NCBI's taxonomy places the organism in Eukaryota, Fungi, Ascomycota, Dothideomycetes, Mycosphaerellales, Mycosphaerellaceae. The transcript is spliced from 3 exons. The coding region runs from base 1 to 1476 and encodes 491 amino acids.
AUGAGAGUACUCCAAUGGGCCGUCUUGGGCCUCACCGGCAUCGCUACCGCCGCCGACUCUAACCUUACAUCGCGAAACAUCCUCCCCGGCACCUUUACGCCGCCGCCAGCUUUCAAGAAUGUGAAUCUGGUACGGAAUAUCAACCUGGAGAAAGCGUAUCCUCGCGAAACACUGAAUGUGGUCAUUGAGAAUGUGGCCAAGACUGCGCAACAAGACUAUUUCCUUCCCUUUGAGCAGGGUCUGAUUGGUCGUGUGGGUGGAUUGGAAGUCAAGGACAAGAAGCAGCCGGAGCGGAGCGGCUUCAGCGUUGAAGUCGUGGCCAUUGACCCGCAGGACACCACCGAGUACUACAAAAUCACCCUUCCAACAGCUCUCGCACCGGCCGAGCAGUUGACGCUGUCCAUCACCUACCACAUCCUCAGCGCUCUGACGCCCCUCCCGGCUUUGAUCGCUCAGAAUGAUAAGCAAUACGUUCUGCACAAAUUCUCCGCCUACGCUCCUUCCGCAUACCCAACACUCAAACAGAAGACCAAGCUCAAGCUUCCAACAACCGACGUCCCGGAUGUCGUGAAGCUUCCGUCAGCYCUCAACGCGGAAGGCAAGGACGACCCUCAGAAGCAGGGCUCCACAUUCACGUACGGUCCAUAUGGAGAGCUUGAGGCCGGUGCGGUGCAGGAAGUCAGUCUCCGCUAUGAGUUCACCAAGCCUCUCACCCAUGUCAAGCUCCUGGAGCGGGACGUUGAGGUCUCACACUGGGGCGGAAAUAUUGCGACUGAGGAGCGUCACUGGUUGACCAACCGCGCUGCUGGGUUGAAGAACCACUUUUCGAGAGUCGCAUACCAGCAGAGCAGCUACUACAACCCUCCAACCAGCGCAUUGAAGGAGUUGCGCUUCCCGCUUGUGACGGGCAGCUUGGACCCCUACUUUGUGGAUGACAUUGGAAACGUCUCGACUUCGAGAUUCCGAUCCAACGUCCGGGAAGCCAACCUCGAGCUCAAGCCAAGGUAUCCCAUCUUUGGAGGCUGGAAUUACAAUUUCAAAGUCGGCUGGAACGGAGAACUCCAGAACUUUUUGAGAAGGACAGAGAAAGGUGCCGAGAGUUUUGUACUAAAGGUGCCUUUCCUGGAGGGACCUAAGCAGGCCGAGGGUGUCGAGUACGAGAAGGUCGUCACGAGGGUGAUUCUGCCCGAGGGCGCGAGCAACGUCCGCUUCGAGACGACCGUGCCACUCAUCUCCAACACCACGACUUUGGUGCAUUCUUUCAUGGAUACGCUCGGACGCACCACGCUUACACUCACCGCCAUCAACGUCGUUGACGAUAUGAGAGAUCGUGAGCUGCUUGUUGUUUACGACUAUCCAUUCGCGGCGAGGUUCCGAAAACCUUUGACUAUCUUCGGAGGUGUCAUGCUGGUGUUUGUUGUGAGCUGGGUUGUUGGCAAUCUUGACGUCAGCAUCGGGAAGAAGCAGAUCAAGUGA